AUGGCCGUCCAGCCCCCCAACCCGGCUUCUCCUGUUCCCCUCGUCCGGGCAGCCAACCUCGGCGGCUGGCUCGUCACAGAGGGCUGGAUCCUGCCCUCCCUCUUCGACGGCAUCCCCAACAACGAUCUGCAGGAUGACACGCAGCUGCAGUUCAGGUCCGUCACGCAGAAUGCGUUCAUAGCCGUCGAGAAUGGCGGCGGGGCGGCACUGGUCGCCAACCGGGCCUCGGCCUCCGGCUGGGAGUCCUUCAAGCUCGGGCGAAUCGACACGAAUACGUUCAACUUCAAGGUGUUCAAUGACCAAUUCGUUACCAUCGCCGGUGUUAACGCGGUGGCCACGGCCACCAUGGCCGGGAAGACAGAGACGUUCCAGCUAGUGCGCAACGACGUUAACAAAAAUAGGAUGAGGAUCAGAGCACCGAAUGGGUUCUUCUUGCAGGCAAAUAAAGAUGGUUCGGUGAAGGCAAACUUUGGCGAGAGCACGACCUGGGGAGACGAUGACCCGUCCGUGUUUGUAGUGACCAUAGUCAAUUGGGUGCCCUCCAUCUUCGAUGGCAUCCCCAACAAAGAUCUCCUCGAUGGCACACAGCUGCAGUUCAAGUCCGUGACGCAGAAUGCGUUCGUGGCUGCCGAGAAUGGCGGCGGCGCAGCGUUGGUCGCCAACCGUCCCUCGGCUUCCGGCUGGGAGAGCUUCAAGCUCUGGCGGAUCGACCAGAACACCUUCAACUUCAAGGUGUCCAACAACCAGUUUGUGACCAUCUCCAGCGUUAACGUGGUGGCCACGGCCUCCGCGCCAGGGCAAACUGAGACGUUUCAGCUAGUGCGCAGCUACGCCGACAAGAAUAGAAUGAGGAUCAGAGCACCAAAUGGGUCCUUCCUGCAGGCAAAUAAAGAUGGUUCGGUGACGGCCAACUUCGGCGAGAGCACGACCUGGGGAGACAAUGAUCCGUCCGUGUUUGCAGUGAACAUAGUCAACGGGCCACAUGGGGAGUAUCAGAUUUGCAAUGGCUACGGCAAAGAUAUGGCUACACGGGUCAUGAAUAACCACUGGAGCACAUAUAUCGUGGAAGCCGAUUUCGCGUUCAUGGCAGCAAACGGUCUGAAUGCGGUGAGGAUCCCUGUGGGAUGGUGGAUCGCCAGCGACCCCAACCCUCCAGCUCCAUUCGUGGGAGGCUCUCUCCAAGCAUUGGACAGUGCGUUCACAUGGGCAGAGAGGCACAACAUUCACGUGAUAAUAGACUUGCAUGCCGCACCUGGGUCGCAGAACCCCAACGAGCAUAGUGGUGGUAGGGAUGGCUCGCAGACAUGGGGAGACUCCCAAAUCGCGCAAACUGUGCAAGUCAUUGAUUUCUUCGCCGCAAGGUACGCCAAGAGAUCAAGCCUCCUGGCCGUGGAGUUGAUGAAUGAGCCGGUUGCUCCCGGCGUGUCCUUAGAUAACCUGAAAUCAUACUACCAACAAGGCUACAAUGCCGUUAGGAGGCACUCACUUACAGCCUAUGUGAUCAUGUCCAACCGUCUUUCAGCAUCUUCGUUGGAGCUCAUCGACUUUGCCUCACAAUUCGACAGGGUCGUCCUCGACAUGCACUACUAUGCGUUGUUCGAUAGCAAGUUCGAUAGUUUCACUGUGCAGGAUAACAUUGAUUAUAUCAACAACUUCAUCGCCAGUGAAAUCAACGCUAUAAAUAGGCCACAUGGCCCUCUCACAUUUGUUGGUAAGUUUGUGAUAAUUAGAUCAUCCUUUGAUAAAGGUGAAUGGGUGGCUGAGUGGCAGGUAAAGGAUGCAACAAAAGAGGACUUCCAACGUUUUGCAAAUGCGCAGAUGGCUGUGUAUCGGAAAGCCACAUUUGGAUGGGCUUACUGGACGUACAAGAAUGUUAACAACCACUGGAGCAUGCAGUGGAUGAUGGACCCCUACAUCUCCUUAGGAAAUGCUUGA
Triticum turgidum subsp. durum (durum wheat) is the source of this 1935-nucleotide messenger RNA. The record is from the annotation of a GenBank genome assembly. NCBI's taxonomy places the organism in Eukaryota, Viridiplantae, Streptophyta, Magnoliopsida, Poales, Poaceae.